CAGCAGCAUGAAGCUUUAACGUUAACUCGUUGGCGUUAAUGCUGUCUAAAUAUAUUGGGAUGGAGCAGCAGAUAGCAGCCACAGAGAUGGCUCUAGUUCAUCACAACACAUCUGUCUAACUUGUACGCCUGUGAAAGGGAAAUCAUGUCUUGCAAAGCCGCAACCAAGGACAAGAAGUCGAGCUUCAGCAAGAAGCUGUUCAGGCGAGGCUCCGUGCGCUCCGUGGGCAGUUUCAUGAGCAGAGUCCUGAGGACACUGACAGCCUUAUCACACUUUGGAUCUGAAGUACAAACAGAAGAUGAUAAAGAUGAUGGAGGAUUCUCUACUUUUAAAUCUGGAAGUAAAGAUGUACCCAUGGAUGAUGGGGACAUGGGGGGUUUUCUGUCUGGAGAGAGAGUUCCUGGAGUGUCAGGUCUCAAAAACCACGGGAAUACCUGCUUCAUGAAUGCAAUUCUGCAGUGCCUCAGCAACACUGAACUCUUUGCUGAGUACCUCGUUCUGGAGCACUAUAAAGACGAGGAGCUGGAUGAGGACAAACCGAAGACAAAUGGCGUACUUCUGCAGAAGAAAGGUCCUCUGGCCAAAGGAGAAGUUACGGAGCAACUGUCAGGACUUGUGCGGGCUUUAUGGACGUUUGAAUACACCCCCCAGCAUAGCAGAGACUUCAAGAAUGCUGUGUCAAAAAAUGCCACGCAGUUUAAAGGGAACGCUCAGCACGAUGCUCAAGAGUUUCUGCUGUGGCUGCUGGACAGAGUCCACGAGGACCUCAACACAGUCAACCCCAACAGCAGGCCUCCUAUAAAGCCCCCCAUCGAAGAAGAUGACCAAAGCCUAGAAGGGCCUUCUCCUCCACUCUCCGCUGGGUCAUUCGUACAAGAACUGUUUCAGGCCCAGUACAGGUCUUCUCUCACUUGCCCGCAUUGCCAAAAGCAGAGCAAUACGUUUGAUCCCUUCCUCUGCAUCUCCUUACCCAUCCCACUACCACACACACGGCCCCUGUAUGUGACAGUGGUGUACCAGGGCAAGUACUCUCACUGUAUGAGGAUUGGAGUUGCUGUUCCUCUCAACAGCACUGUCUAUCGCCUCAGAGAUGCUGUGUCACGUGAGACCAAGAUCCCAAUGGACCAGUUUGUUUUGACUGAAAUGUACUAUGAUGGUUUUCAUCGUUCAUUUUGUGAUGAUGACGAUGAUCUCGACAUCAUUCAAGAGAGCGACUCCAUCUUUGCCUUUGAGACACCAGAGACCUUCAAACUGGAAAACAUACGCACAAAAAGAGGAAGUCUUCUUGCAAAUCUGAAUCAUAACAACUUGAAGUAUGGGACAGAAAUCGGUAGGACUCCUUCGUUCAUGCAGGGGGCCAUGACUCCUGUAACUGCAUCGCCCAAUAAAAACCUGGGUCCGGAAAAAAUUAUCCUUUUGGUGUGUAACAGAGCUUGUACUGGCCACCAAGGAAAGAGGUUCGGCCUGCCUUUUGUACUGUACAUGGAGCGCACUGUGACCUGGGAUGCUCUACAAAAAGAGAUCUUGGAGAAAAUGCGUCAUCUUUUGAGACCCGGGGUCUACAUUCAGGUGGGACCUUUCAGUCUUCGGGUGGUUGGCGUUGUUGGUAUAACCUACCUCCUUCCCCAAGAUGAGCGACCUCUGUGUCACCCAACUGUGGAAAGAGCAUACAAGUCCUGUGGACAAGGUGGACCACCACAUGUGAAGAUAGUGGUAGAGUGGGACAAAGAGACCAAGGACUAUCUGUUUGGGCACACCGAGGAGGAGUACAUUCCUGAUGCUGAGAGCGUGUAUCUGCACAGAGAACAUCAUCAUCAGCCGCAGGCCUGCACGCUUGCACAGUGCUUUCAGCUCUACACAAAGGAGGAGCAGCUGGCCCCAGACGAUGCCUGGCGCUGUCCCCACUGCAAGCAGCUGCAGCAGGGCCGCAUUAAGCUCAGCCUGUGGACAUUGCCGGAUGUGCUCAUACUGCAUCUCAAGAGGUUCAGACAGGAGGGGGACCGGAGGGUCAAGAUGCAGAACAUGGUGAGGUUCCCAUUGAUGGGCAUGGACAUGGCACCUCAUGUGGUUAAGAGGAGUCAGAGCAGCUGGAGUUUACCUUCCCAUUGGUCGCCGUGGAGAAGACCCUAUGGCCUGGGAAGAAACCCUGAUGACUACCUGUACGACCUGUACGCUGUGUGCAACCACCACGGGAAUAUGCACGGAGGCCACUACACUGCUUACUGCAAGAACUCCAUUGAUGGUCAGUGGUACUGCUUUGAUGACAGUGAGGUUUCACCAAUAGCUGACGAUGACGUGUGUCAGCAGACAGCCUAUAUACUCUUCUACCAGAGGAGGACCGCUAUUCCCUCCUGGUCGGCCAAUAGCUCUGUUGCUGGUUCAACCAGUUCAUCCCUGUGUGACCACUGGAUCAACAGGUUACCAGGUAGCAGGCCUGCUAGCUUGGCCUCCGGAGCCUCGUCCAGACGCACCUCUCUGGCUUCACUGGCUGAGUCAGUAGAGUUUCCAGUCGAACGCAGUGAGGAUGACGGAGGAUUCUCCGUCCGCCCUUUUGUGAGGAGCAUUCAGCGUCAGAGCUUGUCCUCCAGGUCGUCCAUCGCUAGUCCUUUAGCGUUCAGCGACAGUGGGAUGAAGCCGUCUUGGUCUCUCUCUGCGAAGCUGCAUAUGAGGUCCAACUCACCCUCGCGUUUCUCCCUCGACUCUCGAUGUUCCCCUCCUCUAGAGAGGAUAGGAGAAGCCUGCGAUGACAAGGUUUCCACGUCCUGUUUUGGCAGCUACAGUAGACAUGAACGCUACUUUGGCAGCAGGACUCCCUCGUCUAUGAUGGAGAGCAGCUACAGUGACCAUGACAACAAUAAAAGGUUCCUAGACAUGAUGUACUGCAGGGCUCCCACUCCAGUGGAAAAGAAGAGCACCAAAAACGAGCCAACUGAAAACAACAACCAGAUUACAGCUAUAGACCAAAACAUACUACCUGCCCAAGCAACUCCCUCUAAAGAGCAGAAACGUAAGAGCAGCAUUGGAGGAUUUGGCUCAAAGGCAGAAAGCACAGGCUCCACAAAGGGCUCCAGCAAAGUGGAGCAAGAGAAAACUUCCAAAAAACGUUUGUGCUCAACCUAUAAGACUUCAGCUUCUGAGACGUCUUCCAGUACACCUGUGAAAGGCAAGAAGGUGAGCAAUACUAAAGAAAAGAGUGUAAAUGCCAAGAAAAGCACCUCAACACCAAGUGGGACUCCCUCCAAAACAAAGGAAGCAACUCAGCCUCUAGAGGCGACGCCACAACACAAGCCUUGUGUCCGCUCCACACCUCAGUCCUCAGCGUCUCCCUCACCAACUGCAAAGAAAAGUUCCAGUGUCACAGAGAAAGGCGCCACGAGUACUCGCAAACGUCUGGUCGAAAGGAGCUACAGCAGAGAUUCUAUGCACACUAGCCCUCUGGUCGACAAUCUCCGAGGCAGCUUGGUAGGUCGCUCUUCACUCUCAAAGAGUGGGGAGACGAACAGGCUUGAAAAGAGAUCUGUGAGGAGCUCCAGCAGCAGCUCUUCCGUCACUAGCUUGCGCUCACCAAGUGUAACCACCAGAGACCUGCAGCGCGGCAGCAAAUCUGAGGAAAAAGGGUUGUCUUUCUUCAAGAGUGCCCUUCGACAAAGGGAAAGCCGCCGGUCGGCUGAUUUAGGAAAAAGCACCUUGCUUGCCAAAAAGGCGUCAGAGAGGACGUGCAAGCAAAAUGGACAAGCCAAGGAGAUCGCUGGUGACGCCGUGUCCUCACAGACAUCUAUAGAGACUCAUGGAGGUGAGACAAAGUCGGAGACAAAGGAGUCUUCCAAGCCCCCCAGCUCUCUCAGUCGCACUCUGUUGAACGUAGGCAAGUCCAAGUCUUCCACUUCUGAAGUAAGUCACAAGUCUCCCGCAAACGGGAAGAAGCCACUUGAAAGGAUGGCAUCUUCCCGAAAACUGUCGUCAAGCAUGCAAUCUCCUGCACGUACAACACAGAGGCCUCAAUGAUAUAUCAAUAGUAGUUAUAUUGAACUUACAUAUUGCAGCUAUUUUCUUUGUGCCUAAGUUUCAGUGAGCCCCAUAUGUGUUUGUAAAGAGACACAUUUUUUGGUGUUAUGGUUUUGUACACUUGCAUUAGAAGUAUGUGGCUUUGGGUUUUUGAAUAUUGGCAGCCAGCUCUGAGUUUUUAUUUAUUUAUUUUUUUAUCUGUACUGGAUAAAAAGUAAAGUACUGUACUCCAU
Molecule: messenger RNA, 4238 nt
Organism: Seriola dumerili (greater amberjack)
Lineage: Eukaryota; Metazoa; Chordata; Actinopteri; Carangiformes; Carangidae
Gene: usp31
Product: ubiquitin specific peptidase 31
Exons: 16
Coding region: 145-4005 (1286 amino acids)
Biological process (GO): protein deubiquitination
Molecular function (GO): cysteine-type deubiquitinase activity
Source: RefSeq, a predicted model, not a curated record